This is a messenger RNA of Culex pipiens pallens (northern house mosquito), 9122 nucleotides long. RefSeq lists its product as uncharacterized. The record is from RefSeq and is a predicted model, not a curated record. Lineage: Eukaryota; Metazoa; Arthropoda; Insecta; Diptera; Culicidae. Gene Ontology annotation, molecular function: calcium channel regulator activity; GTP binding; GTPase activity. The coding region runs from base 786 to 2765 and encodes 659 amino acids. Gene Ontology annotation, cellular component: plasma membrane. The transcript has 12 exons.
UUUGUUGUGUUGUCAAAGGAUACGGAAAAUCAAAGCCAACGGCAACAGGCUAGCACACAAACGAACAAACACACAUAGGUAGACUUACCCUGAAAGUGAGUGAAUAGUGAACAAUAGCACAAAUCCCGGCUACGAGCAUACGAAGCACUGACGGAAGACGUCGAACGUUAACGAAAACGGUUCUGCCAUGCACACUCACAUAAAGAAAACAUGAUGUUCUUUGUGAAAUCACGACGACCUCUCUCGGUUUCUAACCGCCUCGUUGAAGUCCUUGUUUUGGUGGUUCCAGCUGGUGGAGGGCAGCUUUCCAUGCCAUUUUGCAAAAUAAACAUUUUUGAAUUUUUAACAGUUAGAAAAUGUCUUUGCCCAAGUUGAGUUGAUUGUAUUUUUAACAACUCUUUGCAAGCUUUGCAAUUUUCCCUGGAAUCACCCUAACAAAAAAAAUCGGAAUCAGCCCGUGAAGAACCGCUGAGGAGUUCGAGAGGAGGAGCAAGGGCUAUCGCAUUUUCGUCAUGAAAAGAAAAUCCCCAGAUAAAAAUUGAUAGAAUCCGAAAAGGAGAUUAAACACCUCGCCACUUCCACGUCUUUGGUCCUCCCCAGGGGCCAGCGACACAAACUUUCCCGGACCAGACAGAGACAGUGGCAGUCGACUUUGUCACCGAGCAAGCAACAUCCAGAAACAGACUCCCAUCAAUCACGUGCCAAAAAUCAUGUAAAAGCCAAGUAAAAGUUUGAAAAUCUCAACCCAACCAAAAUCCAAUCACCGACCUAAACCAAGCCACACCAUGGAGGACUCCCGGGGAACGCGCUCGCGCAAGGACCUCAAAAAGACCCACGCCGACUCGUGGCCCAGCCGGACGUCGCUGCCGGCCAGUCCGAAAAUCAUCAAGACCACCGAGGACGACAACGAUGUGUUCGAGUUCAGCCACCAGUUCAUCAGCCGCCGGAAGCAGUCCUCGUCGGCGUCGUCCCACACGACGACCUCGGUGACCACGCCGACGGGAGGGGCGACCGGGUCGUCCUGCACCGGGGCAUCCGGGACGACGGGAGAGGGUGACGGUGACGGCGGGGUGCAGUACGAGUACGGGGCGAUUAGUCCGCGGUUUGAACGAAAACGCUUCGAGUACUGUUACCCAACCGUGUCCAAGGAGGACUUUUCCAACAGUAUAUCCCUCGACAAUCACGACAUCGAUCGCAAAAAGAAACGCAUUUAUCCCAGCAAAACGCCGGAAAAUUCUCUUGAAAAUGAACCAUUAUUCCUGGACGGUUCCGGUGGGGCGGCCAGCUGUAGUUCGCCGGGGGCGGUCACAGUGUCCACCUCGGUCACCGGCACCGGGACGGCCACCACGACCACGGCACCCGUGCCGCACAGUUCAAGGGCAAAGUCACCGGUGGUGGGGGGUCGUUCACCGCGGCACUCGCGCCGCCAGCUCAACAGCGAGAUCAACAUCACGUCCAAUCCGGGCUACCAGGUCCUCCGCAAUUCCCAUUCGACGUUGGACCGCACCUGCUCGGACAGCGUGGUGUCACUGCACUAUCACAAAUCGACCAGUGACCUGACCCAGACCACGGCCGAAAUGUCCGGAGGCGGUGGCAGUGGAGUCGGCCCCGGUUCCGGCGCACGGAAGGGACGCCGACGAAGCAGCCACAAGGGCCUGGCACUGCUGGCCAGCCGGAAGGGGUCACGUGACUCGGUCAAGAGUGGUGCCUCCAACACGUCCGUGUUCUCGAACGAGGACGUCGGUCCGCUUGCGUUCCAGUCGUCGGCCCGGGGACGCCAACGGAGGACGUCAAAUUUCCUCGAGCUGCCAAUUCCGGAUCACGCGAGGCCCCGUGUGUGCUCGUUGCCGGAGCGGCCGUACAACCCGCGCCAGAGUGACGACCUGUACCGGCUGAGGCACUUUUCGAUCAGCAAGGGAACCGUGGUCAACUGUGGCGAUUCGAUUAUAUCGCGACGGUCGAAGAGUAAUACCAGCGUCAAUUCCACGGCUAGUCGCGCCAGCGAACGUUCCCCCUUCGACGGAUCCUGCUGCGGGGGAGGAUACGCCACGGUGGACUCACUCCCGUCCUCGCCGGUUGGGGGGGAGGAGGAAGACAGCGAACCCAUCCCGACCAGGUACCGCGUGGUGAUGCUGGGCGAUUCCGGCGUCGGAAAAACGGCGCUCGUGUCGCAGUUCAUGACGUCCGAGUACAUGCACACAUACGACGCCAGUCUUGAAGACGACGAGUUUGGCGAAAAGACCGUUAGCGUCCUGCUGGAUGGCGAAGAGUCCGAGAUGAUAUUCAUCGAUCACCCGAACGUCGAGAUGAGUGUGGAGAACUCGUUAUCAACAUAUGAACCUCAUUGCUGCGUGGUCGUCUACUCGAUCGUGGAUCGCAACACGUUCCGCGUCACCGAGGAGAUCCUCAACUAUCUGUGGUCGGAGAACUACACCAAGGAGAAGGCGGUCAUCAUCGCGGCCAACAAGUCCGACCUGGCCCGGUCCCGGGCAAUCAGCACCUCGGAGGGGAAACAGUUAGCCACCUCGCGGGAGGCGAAAUUCAUCGAAACGUCCAGCGGAAUCCAGCACAACGUGGACGAACUACUCGUGGGUGUGCUGAAACAGAUCCGCCUCAAGGAGCAGCGCGAGAAGCGCGCCAGCGCCACCAACCUGCGCAACUCGCGCACCCAGAUGUCGCUGCACAUCGCCAAAGAGAUCCUGCACAAGAUCUGCCUCACCGACAUCACCAAGUCGAAGAGCUGUGAAAACCUGCACGUGCUGUAAAUCGAAUUUAUGCUCCCAAAGAAAUUCCGAAUUCACUCUUCCGAACUUUGCCAUAUCAUGAAAAACGCGCUAAGAGUUGAGACUUUUCAAAAGUAAGAAAAAAUAUUGCCAAAUCAAACAGGUAUAAACCACAUUAAGGGGAAGAAGAGCGUUUUUAGUGAACGUGUAAACCUAGUUAGAUUCACUCCAAAUCAAACCACUGUCUCAAAAAAAAAGCUCACACACGUGGGGUGGGGUAGUGGGAAAAAGUCGUAAACCUACAUAACCUAAUAUCAUCGCCACACGAGACGACGACGGCGGCGGCGAAGAAGCGCGCGAACGUAAGUACGAGUCGUAAAUCGAGUAGAAAACGUUUAACGUGCAGGGGUUUUAGCGCAAAAACAGAAAAAAAAGAGAUGAGAUUUAUUCGCAUCAACCACACUUCUAAGUAAAAAACGAAAGGCCCACAAAUUAUAUUACCCUUCCUAGUCGUAAAAUUUGCAAAGAAGCCCCGGGUGAAAUCUAAUUAGUCAGUUCUAACACGGUUUGUUAAUUUUUUAAACAGUCCGAAUUAAUUGAUCGAGGUAAAUUUUAUCUCCGAACAAUGAUCAAAUUCUUUAUCAUGCAAAGUUAUAUCAAUUUAAAACGAACAAAACAUGUUUAUGUUCAAUUAACAAGCCGUGUUCCUACUAUCCCAACAUCACUUUGCUCGGGGUUAAACGUGCUCAAAACAUGCAGAAAAGACCUGUGCCAAACUUGACCCCUCAGACUGAACCUGGCGUGUACGCAAACACACACUCUUAUUUGUCCUCUUCGGUUCCGAACCGGUGGACAACCCCUCUCCUCCCACCCCCGCCAAGUUCCCUGAAACGAAACAAAACCUGUUGCUGACGGCGGUGGCCUUUUUGGUGUGUGUUGCUAAAGUUGUUGUUGCUGUUGCCGUUGCCGUUUGUUGAGUGUUGUUGAUAGGACCCGGACCGAACCGCGCCGCGUCUUAUACAUAUGUUUGUGUUCCCUUGACAUUCACCUUUCUUCGAUGAUGCCCGAUUGAAAAAAAAAACCCCGCUCGGAGCCACUUUCGAGUGCGUGGCCAUGUGUGUCGCUCGAUGCCCUCAAGGGAUCGAGGGCGGGGAGGGUUGUUUGGCAAGUUUCACUUGAGAGUCUUUUUUUGGAUCGAAAACAGCUAAACAACAAUCCCUGUUCCCUUCGAGAUCGGCAUAUUCGCUCACCAAACUAGCUUAGAUUAGGCACUGCUCCCGAGAAAUCGCAUACGUAUUAAUGGAAGAAACGCUUCCCACCGAUUAAUAUUGCAAGUUAAUGACAACUCAAACGCUUUUAACUGUUUUCUCUAAUAGUUAUGUGCUCUUUCAGUUGCGUGUGAUGAGUAGCUAAUAAUAACAAUAAGUAUUAUAAGUGCAGCUGGAAAUGUUUGCCAAACGUUAUACAUAAGUUGGCUAUUAUAAAAGAAUAUAUAUCCUAUUGAUAGCACUGUUGAUUCUAAAGAAAAGCAAAUGGCGAUAAAUAAUUGCGCAUAUAAAUAUAUUUAAAUUACGUAUUAUGUAAGACUGGAGACAAUGAACCCAUAUAUCAAAAAGGGGAAACAGAAAAAAAUAUGCAGACAGCAGUAGGCGACAAAGACGCGACGCGACGAAACUUAACCUUAAUCGGCCUACUACUAGUAGUGGAUGUUUUCGAUGUUGUUUUAAGGAGGUAUUACACUGCAUUAUGCUUUGUUUUUAAAACAGAAAAAAAAACUCAGUUGACAAUUGAGCAGCUUGUUGUUCAUAUUUUUUUCCAGUGAAGCAAUUUAAAAACUAGAUGGUCACUCAAGUUGAAAAAUCGGUAAAAUGUCCGAAUUUUGACAGAAUCGCCAAAAAAUCUAGAAAUGUUAAUUUUUAAAGAUUUUUUUGGUACCGUAAACUGAGUUGACUUUGAUAGAAAUUUUGAUUUGCUUAAGAAUCGCUUGAAAAAAAAAACAUACGUAAAGUGUGAGCAAUUCACUACAAAAUCAGCCGAUUUCGACAAUUUAUUUUUGUAUUUUUUCAUUUGGCUGAAACUUUGUGGAAGCCUUCCCUAUAUGCAAAAAAGCUAUUUUGUGCCAUUGGUUCAUCCAUACAAGUCUCGAUAUGAUUUUGAAAAUCUGUAACUUUUGAAGGAAUUUUCUUAUCGAUUUGGUGUCUUCGGCAAAGUUGUGGGUAUCAAAACAUCAAUUUCUCAGAAUCCAUAUGUUUUAAUUUCAGAUUUUUUUUUAUGAUAUCCCAACUUUUGAGCCACAGAGAAGUACGGACAUAUACUCAGAAAAAAGGUGAGUUUUGGAAUGUUGAAAAUUUUGUAGGUUGAAUAUUAUCUCUGUUUUUGAGUAAUAUAAAACAAUGUGUAAAAAUGUGAACCUGAUGAAUAUACAUCAAAAACUGAUGAAAAUUCAUCAUUUUCUGGGGUAAAAUUAAUUAUUUUUUUGCCACAAACUCUGUCACCAUUUCCUGAGGAAAAUUACCAUCAUUUUUUUUUCUUUGUAUAAGUUUUUUGGAAAAAAUAGACAUUUUUGUAAAAAAAUGUCAACUCUUGUUUUUAAUGUAAAAUUAAAUAUUGAAACAUUUGUGGAGUUUUAUGAUAUUUUCGAACAAAACAUUUGGAAUCUUUUUUAAUCGAAACUUACAUAUCAAAAGGGCGUAAUAUUAAAAAUUUGGCCUUUUCAAAAUGUGAGGCUCAUAUUUAAAAUAUCUAGAAUAUUUUUUUCGAAAAAAUCAUAAAACUUCACAAAUGUUUGAAAUUUUAAAAUUGAAAAUUGAACCACUAAUUGCUAAACGAGCCAAACAAAAAUUUUGACCGAAAUUUAUAUUUUGUCCAAAAAUAUUUUUUUUAAUUUCAUAGCUCGGUGGCACAAUUUUUAUCCAUACUUCUCUAAGGUUCAAAAGUAGCGUCAAGGUUUUCCAGAACCACUAAUCACUUGCCAGUCUUCCAAUAAAUUACUCAAAUUACUCUUAUUACACAUUCGGUUUGAAACAUGAAUGCUUUUUAUUUUAUUUUGUACCAAACUGAAUAGUGUGAAUUUCAAGUACAAUUUUUAAUGAAAUGCCAGAAUAUUUACACAUUGAAAAUUGUUUCAACUUGUUUUUUUCCAAAAAAAUAAAUUUAUCACUUCUAUCAGCAGUCUGAUCAACAAAGUCAAAAAUAGAAAGCUAUACAAAAAUGAAGGGUUAAAGUUCCUUCAUAUUUUUUUAAUGCAAGGAAUUGAACAUUUUCCGACUGUCCAGACUUCUGUAGAUUAUGAUAAAAACUUCUGUAGAUUAUGAUAAAAAUUUAUGUAUUAAAAAUAAAUCAAUUCUAGUGCAAAAUUUUCCAUAUUUUUAUUUUCUUUAAUAAAAAUGAAUAGAUUUGGAUUCACAAAAUAUUUUUCUCUGGGUAUAAAUAUAUAUCAUGGCUUUUUGUUGGUAAUCAGCACCAUGAAACAACAUGACAAAAAUAAAUUAAAUUUUUGAAUUAUUUGAUAUAAGUUUAUUGUGUUUAUAUGAAGCACGAUUAUCACGGAUAUACGAUUUCAUAAAAUUACCGUGUAACCCAAAUAUGCGGAGGAGAGAACAUUUGUGCAUAAGACCCUCUACAUAGAGAGCCAGUUUUUUUGUUAUCUUUGUGUGACACUCUUAUUUGAAACUAAACAAAUACUGUUAUAAUAAAUUAUGAAUAAAAAUUAAAAAGUCCCGUUAAACAUUUUUUUUUAAAUAUUGAGUUACUUUAUUACUCAAAAAUUACUUAAAUUACCAAUUAAUUACUUGAAAUUACUCUAAUUACCAUUAAUUGCUUAGUAAUAAAUUAAUUACCGAAUUACUAGCUUAAAAUCCAUGCAAUUUUUAAUUACUUGCCAGUAUGAGGCCUUGUUGGAAACCCUUGAGUAGCGUAUUUUGUCCCCUAAAACAUAACAAAAAAUUCAAUAAUUAAAACAGACGGGUCGUGGCAAAUGUAGUUAUUAAAGUGUUGAUUAAAAAUUAGCAAAAAAAUUGUUACCGUGUACCUAUUUUAUCAAAAUCAUCAUACUGUCAAUUUUUCAGAAGACACCAAAAGUUAGAAGUUCUACAAUAAAACCGCAAAUAAUUUUUUUGUGUAUUUUGUGAUAUUUUAACAAUUGAAAAUUUGUGAGAUUAAAUGUUUUAUUUUUUCACCGAGGAAGUGGAGGAAAAAAUCGAAAUCAAAAUUUUACUCGCGUUAAAGGUGCACGCAACGGAGAUGAUGUCUUCUUAUUCCAAAAUUUGCCAACCUUACAAAAUAUUCUGUUAAUUUACUAAAAGUGUAAAAAGUUUGAUAUUGUUUAAAUUUAUUUAGACAAUGUUGCUCGAUGUUAUUGGUCAUUUUUGACGAUUUCAAGCAGUACAAUUUAAAUGGGCUAAACCAUUACACUACACUUUGUUUUUGUGCCAUUUAUAUUGUUUCGCUAGAUUUGCAAUCAUACUUAGGGUUAGAAAUGACAUAAAUUUAAGAUUCUAAAUUCAAAAAUAGAAUUUGAGUAGCCCCCGUUAAAGAAUUCUUGGUCGAUUUAGUGUUUUCUACAAAAUUGUUGUGAAACAAAAAAAAGCUUUUAUUUAUUUGUAUUUUGUGUACAUUAUAUUCCAAUUUCUAAACCAUAUUGUUUAAAACCCCAUUUUGAAACCGGAUUUAAAAAAAAUGUCUAAAAAAAUAAAAAGAUUCGAAUUAGAAGGCAUUGGAUUUUAUAAUAGAAUCUAUUUUCUGGCAUUAAAAUCGGAUCAACAGUUUCCUAGAUAUCAUCGUUCCAUAUAUAAAUGAGCUAAAUUGGUUACGAUUAGAAAACCAGAGGUCGGCUCAACAAAUGUCCAUAAACAAAAUUGAAUAGAAAUCAAAAAUUAUUGAUAGACUUUUAAAUUUAAAAAAGUUUUUUUUUAGCUUGAGCUCAAUUUUCAAAAUUUUGAAAAAAACUUUGUAAGUUUGCAAAUUUUGACAUUUAAAAUAUUUAGGUUUAUCUACUAUAUAUUCCUGUUCCUUCUAAAACUUCACAUCACUUCCUAAAAAAAUCAAAGUUUGGUUAAAAGUUAUGUCACUCAUAAACUCUGACCCAAAAUUUAGCAUUUUGAAGCCACAGAAAAUAUUUAUUUAAAAAUUAAUGAACUGCAGAAAAUAUUCCAAAAUCGUAUUAUGUGAUUAAAAGCUGAUUAAAAAAUUAGGAUUUUUUUAAAAAAGUGAAACAUUUAUUUUUUCAGACAGUCCUGUUUAUAACAUACAACAUUCAACAUGCACGAAACUUGCGUGGUCUAGUCUUCAAACAAAGUUUCAUACAGUGUAACACCUCCUGUAGUAGAUUUGCCUGCUUGCGAUACUAAAUUUCGGCAACGACUCUAUCAAUUCUAAACGCAAAACUAGCCGGUCUUAUCGUUGCUGCAUUAGCAAAUUCACUCAGAAAUCGUUAUGCCAAUCUUUUGGUAAAAAAAGCAGCUUUAUGUGUACAGUAGCACAAAUGGCCAUUAGAAAGAGAGAGAGAGAGAGAAGAAGAAAAAACACUCACAAAAGCUUUAAGUGGAAUUUAAAAAAACACGAUGUCCAAACAGCAGUGGUCACUUGAGAUUCUAAAGGGAACAAAACAAGAACAAUACGCGAUGGGGAAGAAGGAUGCUGAUGUUAUCUUCGCAAGAGGAGAAAGUAACUAGAAUGGAGAGGCAGGGAAAACUUAAACAAUUGUGUCACAGAUUAAAAGUUAUACAGAAAAAGGUGUACUAACAAAAAAGUUCAUGUAUUUAAUCAAUUAAAUUAAGCAUAUAAACGAGAAAAAGAGUUUCAAAUGACCUAAAUCUAUAUUAGCAAGGGCAGCAAGAAUAAAGAUAUUGCUCUGUCAAUUAAAAUUCUGGAAAUGACUGUCUAUUUUUCAAGAAGCACAAAACAUCAGUCGGAGCUUGGUCUGAAAGUCUGUAUCAAAAUAUCAAAGUUUAACUCUGACUUACAAAAAUUAACACACAAACAACUGUUGGACAGCAUCAAGAGGCAAACGUUGUCUUUAAUGGAUCAGUGUGCUUGUUACCAAGUAGCGGUAGAGUGUUGUAGUAGUGAAAUGCAGAACUGUAGAUGAUAGGCUUAAGCAACUGAUUACGGUGAAGAUUGAAUAACCAGAAAUCAAAAUCUUUCACUAGCUGUCCAUUAUUGGCAUAAAGACAUACACAUCUUCCUAGUUAUUUUUAUACAACUAUUUUUAUGUAUACAAAACUCAAAUAUAAUAUCUAUUGAAAUAUAUCAACAAAGAGAAGAAAAAAAAACACUUAUUAUAUCAAUAAUUAUAAGCUAAGCAAGAGAAGAAAAAAAGGAAGAAGAAAUAUUAUAAAACUGUUUCUAUACACAUGCUAAACACACAAAAACUCACUUAAACAGAAGAAAAAAAACACU